AUGAAUGCGAGGUUUGAAGCGAGGGUGAGUAUGUAUUUGGGUGAGGGGGUAGAGGUGAUGGGGUCUGGGAAGAGGAAGAGGGAUAGUGGGGACGAGGGUGAAGGGAAGGAUGGGAAGAAGAAGAAGAGGGAAGAGGGAAGUGAAGGUGAGCGAGGUGAAGAGCAAGAGAAGGGAGAAGGGAGACGCCGGAAAAUCACCAUGAGGGUGCGAUUUUUUUCCAAGGAGAAGAAUGAAGGUUCUUCGUCAGAACAACAACAACAAGGUCCAUCCAACAAAGGACAAACACAACCCAACCACGCCCACCCCAUGCCCCGCAAACCUCCCUCUUCAACCUUUAACCCAAAAUCGCCUCCAAAAGCAACAAGGCAAUCAUCCCGCACCCAACCGCCCCUCCCUUCCGCAUCAAACCCCCCUUCCCCCACCACAACCACCACUGCAACCAUGCCCCCUCCCAACCUCAACCUCAAGCAACCCCCCCUUCACCCCCAUCUCCACGUAACAAACGAACCACCCAUCCCCUGGGACCCCAUCCCCUUCCCCUGCGCCCUCCUCCCAGACGACCACGAAGGCGCGCCAGCAGCUUGGAAGCGGCUUUUCCCCAAUGAAGAGGAGUUUGGCGAGUAUGGUGGGAAGCCGACGGGGUGGAUGGAGAAGAUGACGUGGAAGGGGGGGAGGUGGGUGGAGAGGGGGGAGGGGGAUGUGUAUGUUGAACGGUUUUUGGGGAGGGGGUAG
Bipolaris victoriae FI3 is the source of this 732-nucleotide messenger RNA. RefSeq lists its product as hypothetical. NCBI's taxonomy places the organism in Eukaryota, Fungi, Ascomycota, Dothideomycetes, Pleosporales, Pleosporaceae. The coding region runs from base 1 to 732 and encodes 243 amino acids. The transcript has a single exon. The record is from RefSeq and is a predicted model, not a curated record.